AUGAGAAUGACAUGCCGUGUUGUGGAAGAGCAAAAUGCACUUCGGAAAAAUUUCAUCAAAGCCUAUCGCAAGUCGGAAAUGAAAGCCGUUGCGGCCGAGCACUUCUUAGAUAAUCUCGUGACGCAGCUGUGUCAUCCAGAAGGCAUCUUCCACGAUCCGGAAUCUUGGCCAUCAAGUUGGGCACUUGAUCCAACAGAGGGACCAAACAGAGAACGCCGCCGAUUGAUGUACUCGCAUUUGACUUUUGAUAAGAAAUUUGUACAGCGUCGAUCAGUGGACAAAGUGAAAAAACGAGAAAAAUCACCGCCCCUCUUCCAUUUAUUGAAAGGAUUGUGCCGCGCAAAUUCGUUGUUUCUGUCAUGGAGCUACGAGAAUUUGGUCGAUAUUUACAAGCGCCAUCAUCUUUUAAAAGACACCGCUCUGGAAAUCUUCCUUUCAGAUGGCCAAACGUAUCUUAUCGUUUUUGAAGAUCAGUCGGUAAGUGUUAUUUAA
Gongylonema pulchrum is the source of this 492-nucleotide messenger RNA. The record is from the annotation of a GenBank genome assembly. NCBI's taxonomy places the organism in Eukaryota, Metazoa, Nematoda, Chromadorea, Rhabditida, Gongylonematidae.